AUGGCCAGCCACAACUCCUGCUCUGGAAACCGUGCCUCAGGAUCUCUCAGAAAUUCCUGCCACACUCCAUUCAACCCCACCAUGGGCCUCCGCUCUAUGAAUGUAGGCUGUGGGGAUAUCUUCUGCUUACCCAGUAGCUGCCAAGAUCGAACCUGGGUCAUAGACAACUGCCAGGAGAACUUUGGUGAGCCGGUCAGCUGCCAGCCAGCCAAUCGGGAAGCCAACAGCUGUGAAAACUCUUGCUCUUCCUCUGCUGCUUACUACGUGUCCAGACCCUGCCAUGGAACCAGCUACCUUCCUGCUUCUUCCCUCACCUCCAGCUCCUGCCUCCCUGUAUCCUGUAAGCCACUGAACUAUGUUCACAGCAGCUGUCGACCACUGACUCCUCAGAUCAACAGUUUCCAACCUGUAGGCUGUGUGUCUGGUGGCUGUCACCCACUCCCCUGUGUGUCCAACAGCUGUCAACCCCAGAGCCUCUUCACUUAUGGAUGCAGACCCUCGGGUUGUGUGGCCUAUGGUCCUCAAACCAUUCACAUUGUGUCCAGCAGCCUCAGACCCUUGCAGCCUGUCUUCAAUGGCUGCCAGCCACUGACCCCUGUGUUUGGCAAUUGUCGUCCAUCUUGCUCUGCACUGGGAGGCCAGUAG
Molecule: messenger RNA, 645 nt
Organism: Jaculus jaculus (lesser Egyptian jerboa)
Lineage: Eukaryota; Metazoa; Chordata; Mammalia; Rodentia; Dipodidae
Product: keratin-associated protein 26-1-like
Exons: 1
Coding region: 1-645 (214 amino acids)
Cellular component (GO): keratin filament
Molecular function (GO): structural molecule activity
Source: RefSeq, a predicted model, not a curated record